Messenger RNA from Cephus cinctus (wheat stem sawfly), 8923 nucleotides. RefSeq lists its product as uncharacterized. Gene Ontology annotation, biological process: signaling. The coding region runs from base 1574 to 4606 and encodes 1010 amino acids. Gene Ontology annotation, cellular component: postsynaptic specialization; glutamatergic synapse. Gene Ontology annotation, molecular function: molecular adaptor activity. The transcript is spliced from 14 exons. The record is from RefSeq and is a predicted model, not a curated record. NCBI's taxonomy places the organism in Eukaryota, Metazoa, Arthropoda, Insecta, Hymenoptera, Cephidae.
UUUUCACGGGGAGGCCAGUCGACGUGUUUGCGCGGGUCCGAUAGGCCACGCGUUGUCAACGACCGGGACGAGCUUGACAGAACGAAGAAUUUACCACGUCCACCAGUCCAAACCAGGAACAACAGUGUACAAACUGUACGUAUGUACACUGACUAGUCUAUAGAGACACUGUCAUCAUAACCCUAAAGAUACGUUGCAUCCGGAGGACAUUCUUCAUAUCUGGUAUUAAUUUUGCCAUGUCGCUACGGGAUAACGUGGAGUGUGCCAUUGCAAUUUUCAAAUAAACAGAUAAAACAUGGCUGCGAACAAAACGAGUACACCCAGUGUCUGUUACGUGUGCGGCAGAGCAUCCGGUAAUGGUGAUAAUUCAUGAUGAAUAUUUUCUAAUGAUUAACCAAGUGUCGGGACGAGUGAAAAUAUAAAGAAAAGGUACGGAGUGAUUCAGUGACGAUACUUAAUACUAUAUUUUUACGGAGAUAGCCUAAUGGAACUUUUCGUAUGUCGUUUUAAAAUUAAUAUUAGUAAUAUACGUGUUGACGAGAGAUUAGUCAAAGAUUGACAAUGACGAAUGAGGUGUAGAUAAGACGAAAUUUUGGGGUUAUGAUUCACGUAGUUCUUAAUGCAAUCAGAUCGUUCUUUUAUAUUCUCAUCUUUGAUAUCGACGUACACAAAUUUUGAUUUCGCUUUUUUAACGUUCGUCGCGAAGACGGGGAUCCUCGUGUAUUUUCAAAUCUCUAGUAAGAAUGGCGGAAAGUCCUUCUGACGUUGUUAUAUACACGGUUUUAUAUGCGUAUUUAUAAUAUUUCUCGAAAUAUCGUCUAAGAGUGUCGCCGGAGGACGAAAUACAUUUUUCAACGAGACACAUCCAGAUCGCAUCCACGAUCAUUAAUAAGGAAGUGUAUUGUAUUUGUAUAUCAAUGAAGUGCAUUGUUCGAAAAUUCAUUGAAUCCUAGUCUCUCGUGAUUAUAUCAUCGAUACGUAUUAUCGUAAGACGAAGGUAAUCGGUAAUCGUAAAACUUGUGAACGUAUUAUGACACUACGAUAGGAGAAUCAAGAUAAUGAUUAAAACAGACAGCGAAAAUGUGUCUCGCGUGUUCGGUAGACAAAAUUUAAAACGUAACUCAACGGUCACCGUAAGUCCAGCACGAAAUCGCUGCGACACGCGAUUGUCGCGUACGUGAAAACGCGGAAUAAUUCAAACGUGCCAAAAAUGUCGAAUAGCAUUAAAAAACCUGAUGUGAUACUAAACACCAAAUAUAUAUAUGGCUAUUAAAUAAUUAUAUUAAAAUAAGAUUCGAGCGUAGUACCGUAAAUGGCGCGUAAUUUAAAAACGGUAUAAUUACGUUGGGUAUAAAAAAAUUAUUAAAAAGAAAAUACAAAGUGUAACGGUGUCGUGUGAUUUCGUAUAAAUAUAAUCGUGAUAUCGAUAUUACAUAUCGUAUUUAAACUUAUCGAUAAUAAUAGUGAUUAAAGCAAAGAAAGAAAAUACUUAAGCUCGCGUCGAGUCGCUCACUGCGAAUGAUUAAAGUCUGUGUGAUUUUUAUAAUUUGAUAAGGGAAAUAUAAAAAAGGAAAUGGAGCUACGUCCAAAAAUCGAGGUCGUACGUGUGUCCUCGAUCGAGCGUGAUAAUUUUCGACCUCUCGAUGGCGUUCAGCUUCGAGCUGCUUACAGCCACGUUCGGAUUGGUACGUACUGCCCGGAACCGGAAGUCAAAGCGACAGUUUGUGAGAACAAGCCGCCGAUAGAGCAGACGCGAAAAUAUAAAAAAAACUUGGGACCAGUAUCAAGACUGCUAAGACGUCGUCAACACACGUCAUGCCUUGCAACCAAAUCCUGUGAUAACAUAUAUAGCGUCAAUAGAAGUAGCAACUCCCUGGACUGGAGAUUGGGACAAAUUGUAAACCAGCAAGGCCUGCAAGCUCGACAAAGUAGCAGCUUGGACUGGCGUGUCGGUAGAACCGUGAACAACGGUUCCAGCAAAUUAGAAUGGCGUGAUGCGACACGUAGUGCUGAACAACUUUCAAGGAGCAACCCGUCGACGCCAGGAAACCUUCAGGCACCGAGCACCAAGUCAAAAAUCAUAUCACUGUUGAGGCGCCUCUCGCCACGACUAUCUCGACCUGGAAGCAAAGGAACUUUUCAAUCAUCGCCAGCGGCUUGUCCCUGGGUUCAGGUUGAAUAUUCAAGUGAGUCUAUAGAGGAUACUAAGCGCGAGGAAUCUCAGGAAAGCGAUGUGAGCUUUCAGCAGGAGUUGCGGCUGAACGAGAUGAAAAAGAGAAUGGCUGGCGCAUCGACUUCUCAGGUAUCUGCCAAGGAUGAACCUGAAGAUGAUCUGGAGCAAAGGAAGGAGCAGACUCAUCGCUUGACACAGCCAAGGAUAAAAAUUCAGGAACCGGAUAUCGACUAUAAUCCCUACGUCUACCGAGCUGUGCACGAGGAUCGCGGGAACGAGGAUCGCCGUAGUGGAAACGGCGUUCGCAGCGAGGUGGCGGGUCUGGAGGAUAACGGAAAUUCCGCGGUAGCGGUGGUCCCUGGCGGUGGCAGCACGAACCACAGGACUACGUUACGUCUGAGGCCACUCUCGUUGGCCGUGCAACCCCUGAAUUAUCAUCGGUUGGAUCCCGAUCCAAGUACAACAACGAAACAUCCCAACAUGACCAGCCAGGAGAGCAUCGGCAGUUGCAGCCUGGACGUCGACCGAUCCGCAUCCGACCGAUCAGAGACCACAGUAGGCUCCGUAUCCGAGAAGACUCUGCACAGCCUGAACCUCUCGUGCAACGGUGAGCCCACACCGUCCCCGGAAGUCAUACCUAACGGCAGCAGUGAGACGAUACCAGAGAAGCAGCAACGCCUGGCAGACAGCGAGAAUCUAAACGUUAGCAAUGGCCAUGAGGACAGUCCUGAGCUUGAUCAGCUGACAGCCAAGAAACCGAGUUACUUGGGUCUGGCUUGUAGCAUCAGCGGAUACUCUGGUAUCACCAGGUACGACAGCAAGCUGCGCGAGGGAUUCAGAUCCAGAGACAGUAGUCCUGGGACCAGAUUGAUCACCAGGGAUACGAGUCCUGCUGGUUUCAGGUCCAGCGAGAACCUUAACCUACCGGCGCAUCCGUAUCCGCCCAAGAGCCAAUCAAUCUCGCCUCUCGCCAUGGACCGUCAGAAUGGCUUCUCGAACGGUGUCAAGGAGGAGUGCAAGAUUGAGAGCUUUGUUGAGAACCGAAGUUCCAUGAACGUCUGUCAGGGUUAUUCGGAGGUUGAUAAGGGUGUGGCGUUACAUAGUACCUUCCCGGAUAUCAGUCCCAUAAGGGGAAGUUCACCCAUUAGGAGAAGUCCUGGAAUGAUACAGGUGGUUACUUAUAAUCAGCAUAGCAAAUCAUUCUCAUCGAGUUUCUCCGGCUCAUCGCCAAAGUCCACUGCCGUUAAUGUAUCGAACGUCUCGUUCAGCGAGACCAGUGUCACGAAUGGUUCGUCGAUAGAGAUUGAGAAUCAAACGAUAAACUCAUCCUCGAGUAGCGAGAAAUCUUUCAUUCAGCAACGAGUGGAACGGCUCUAUGGACCAGGAGCACUGGCUCAGGGUUUCUUCUUUAAACGUUCCAAUCAGCUCAAUAGCAGCAAUAACAGCUUCAAUAAGUCUAGCAACAACAACGAUUCUACUACGGAUAAUGCCAAUACCGAAGAAUCCCUUAAGAAUUUGCCGGUGCUAAGACAUCUGCGACCCGAGUUCCGGGCGCAACUUCCUGUUGUCAGUCCUAGAAAACCUACGGAUGGUUCGGAGCAGAUAAUAAAGCCAUUGCAAAGGGUAACAACGUCCUCUAGAAAAGUAGAACAGAAAGGAAAGACAUUGGGUGGAUCAGACGUGAGCAGCAAAGUAUUGGAAAAUGAAUCUCUGAAGCUGAGUGCUAGUGUCACGAGUAUUCCGGAUCAGCAACCCGCAGCGCCGGAAGUGGUCUUGCCAGUUCUAGAACCUAGCGCGAGUUCGACUAGCAUAGCAAAACAAGCUCAGGAAGCGGAAACGGCUGAAGAAGAGAAGGACGGCCAUUACUUUAUAAAAUUACUCAAAGCGGAAACGGAAAGACUUAUCUUGUUAGCUGUGUCGGCGGAGGCUGAAUUGGCCAGUGGCGAUCCUACUACGCUUCCGGAAGAGGCGGCAGGCAAGCUUCGCUCAGCCGCUGGCAAAGCCAGGCUACUUGCUUCUCAAAAGAUGCAGCAAUUUGAAGGCCUCUGUCAAAAGAAUAUUAAUCAAGUUCCAGGCGAAGAAUUUCCAACGACUAACGAAGACUUGGCCGGAUUCUGGGACAUGGUGAUGCUGCAGGUGGUCCAGGUCAACGAACUGUUCGAGCAAAUCGAAAAGCUACGGAAAUCACAGUGGCAGGAGGUGAUUCCAGACAAGAAGGCAAUUACCUCAGCACCACAAAAUGGCAACGCAACGAAGCGUCGAGUCGCCGUCUCCCACAAAGUAAAGCCAACGGCGAACAGCGAAGCCAAUCGGAAAGCACGAGAAGCCCGCGAACAGGCGCGACGGCAAAUGAUCGAGGAACGAAGAAGAGCGAUGAGAACGAGCGCGCAGAAGGCAGAAGAUUCCGUGGAGAUAUUCGCACCGGAAACGUAACGUCGAGCGACAUUAUCAUCAGGCCGAAGAACCUUCGCUUGUAAAUGAGCCUUAACGCACGCUCGUAAUUCGCUUAGAAGUAUGUGCAGUCUCAGGGUAGAGCUUAACGAUUAAGGGAGAGUGGAAACGUCGUAAGAAACGGAAGUAAUGACUAAUUUAUUUGAGAGAAGCCACCCCCCCCCCUUGCGCCCCUCCCGGGAAAAGAAUUCCCUAUACUUUGACUUCCAGAAAGGAAUGAAAAAGAAAAGAAAAAUUCUUGAAAACAAAAAAUAUUUUCUAACGAUCGUCCAACUCGUUUUGCUGCAGUCACUGGUUUUCUGUAGCUCGCGAAAGUUCGGGAUUUAAAUUUGCGACAGUUACGUAACUAGAUGCUCCUUUAUUAUUGGCGAUGCUGCCGCGUCGAGACUGUCCCGGGAAACGAUCGUUCUCGAGAGCGGGUAAUUCGAAUUAUACUAAUCGAUCAUCCAUUUAUCUGGGAAGAAUUUAUCGUUUACUUUAUUUUUCUCUCAACUCUCAUCGGAUCACUGAUCAAUGGCAGGUAAUAGGAUAUUGGCACGCAUAUGUGGAAAUCGUAUAUUUUCCUUUACCCGCCACUUCCGCCACGAUAGUAAGAUUCGACUUUAACGAAUGGUACUGAUAGCUCUUCUUCUUCUUCUGUGAUUUAAUCUAAGGGAACAUUUUAAUGAGAAAUUCGUGAUGGAGAGGCGCUCGCGUCUUUUGCACUUCGAUCAUGUCAUUGAUCCUUGAUCAAACAGAUCCAUGAGUAAAUGAGACAUUGCACUACUACCCUCAUUCUUCGCAAGAUCAAUUAGUGCGCUCCGAUUUUCGAAAAAAAAAAUCUUAAUACGUUUAAACAGCCUGCGUCUGUGACUCUUAUUUGCGACUGAACUAUUUAUUGCGAACGCACCUUUUUUUUAUCUCACCUGUAUUACGUGUUAGCGAGACUUGACAAUUUAAUACAAAGAAAACGCGACGAGAAGCUGAGCGUUAAUUUGUCUAUAUAAAAAUUGUUAUUUAUCGCAAAUCUAUGCGUAUAACUAUACUUGUUGAUAUUCCGAGCAAAUACGAAAGGCUAUAGAAUGAGGAAAUAAAAUUAUUAAGCGUCAAGCAGAAAUUAAAAAGAAUCAAAAUAUUACGUUCGUUCUCGUCGCGUAUUUGCUCAGUGGCGUUUGUUACGAAUGUCUUUUUUAAAUAUUUUUUUUUUUUCUUAGCCAAGUAAUUGUGUUCCUCGUGCGCGCCCAUACGAGAUAAUGAAUUAAGAGAUAAGAAAUUUUUUAUAACCAAUCACAAGAUCGUCUAUCGAUAUGUGUAGCUUUUUAUUGAAUUGUUUUUUACAUCGCGAGCCUGAUGAUUGAAGUAGCUUAUAUUUAUAUACAUAUACAUAUAUAUAUAUUCGCGCGCGUAAUUAAUUAUGUAAAAAAUAUUUAAAAAACGAAGUCGGAGGAAAGACACUUUUAAUGAUUGCGAACAAAAUCUUUUUUUACAUUAAAACAAGUCACCGCCAAUUGUCUCGUUAGCACGCUCUAAGCUUUUACGAUGAAAACAAAAAGAACGACAACAGGUAACACAAUAGCGUUAACAAUGAACCAGUGAUAUCUUUUGCGUAAUCAGACGCGUGAGUUCGCCUGUGUAUAUAUAUACAAAUUCUUAAUCAUUUUCGAGUCCAAGAUCGGCCAUAUUUUUAUCGAUUCGUCCCGUUAAAUUCAUAAGCACGUGCUCCUUCUAGUGUUUUUUCUUCUCCUUGUUCUUCUACUUGUAUAGAAAUCGACGAAUGAACGAAACUGGCGAACGCUUACAAUUUAACGAUAAAAGCAAAAAAAGAUUCCUAUUAUUAUUAUUAUUAUUAUUAUAUAUUAUAUUAUAUUAUUACUAUAUUAUAUAUAUAUAUAAAUAUUAUAAUCCACACAUCUUAUUCGCGCGACACGUGAAAAGCAUCCCGAGCACUUUUGAAUCACAGUCGAUUGUAUUUACUAUUUUACAUUUCAUCAGGCUGAUUCAUGAUUCGAAUUCACGUACGUGCUUUUCUUUUUUAUCAUAUUUUGGAAAUGCGUAUUUCACGUGUCGCGCGAUGCGUUAUGUAGUCCCUAAUAUGGAAGUAAUCACGGCUGAAACCUUGUUUUCUUUUUUUUUUUAAGCAAUAACCGCGUUACUUGAAAACGCAUUGAACUAACGCUAAGAUCUAAGCGUAUCUGACGUAUUUAAAAUCGUAUUAGGAGAGAAUCAAGCGAGAGAAAAGUAUGAAAGAACGAACGAAAUUAAAGACGUGUAUUGAUAACGAUUAACGAUAACCAUAAUGGUUGUAACGAUAGCCUUAUGCUUCUUCCACGUGGUUAAAGAAUCGUCCUGAAUUUUAAUCGUUUGCAAAAUUCCUGACGAUUUCACGAGGCUACAGUGCGAACCGAUCAUUUUGAAAAUUCGACUGAUACGACAUUCCUACGAGAAUCACCCUUCUUUUUUUUUUCUUAUCUCCGCUCUCUUGGUCGCACAUUUUAAAUAGUCCAUAGUUUUAAAUAGUCUCGUCUGUCGAUCGUUUCUCUGUAUGUUUUAUCGUUUUUUCUUUUUCUGCUUCUCGUACCUACUUUAUCUUGUCCGUCGUCUCGAUGGUCAUCACCUUGAUGGUCACGUGUCUUUUUUUCUUCAUUCGUUCACCGACAUCGUUCUUUUAUAAUUUCUCACUUUUAUUCGUCUUUUCUUUUUCUAUUUAUAAUCAUCACGCGAUACGAGCUACCAGCUCUCAAUGCGAGCCGUGACCAUUAGACGAUGAUAAUGACGUUAUAAUAAUCGAAGAACUUACGCCAAAUGACACAUGCCUAAUCAAUACUCAAUCAUGUUAAUUUUACACAUAAUUUUAUACAUCCUUUUUUUGGGGAAGGUCAAAAUCUCUCAAUUUUUUUUUUUUUUUUUUUUUUUUCGUUAAAUUUAUUCGUAACCGGCGAUUACGAGCGUUGCGAAAUCGCUUAGAAUCUCGUCGACGUGUUGAUGAUGAUCGCGUGCGACAGAGUCAAGGAAACCGAAGGAAUGUAACGCAUUGGUUGCGAGGAUAGGAUGUUAUUAUUAUUAUUACUAUUAUUAUUGUCGUAAUUUACUUACUUUUUUUUGUACAAUAAUUCGUUUUCAAUGACUCGAUUAUGUCUGGAAGUAGGAUUUCUUUAGGAAUUCAUGAUAGUCAUCGACGAAUUCCUCAUUAGUGCCUUUCUUAUUUAUACAUAUGUGUCCGUUCGAAAAUCCACUUGACUGUUAUCUCGCUGGUGGUACCGAUUUGAUGACAAAUGUCAACUUUUUUUAUAAUGAUUGUACAUAAUUCCUUUGCGAUUUCGCGAGGCGCUAAAUGUGGAUGAGUCGCGGCUCGUCGAGCAUUGUAUCUUUUCUUUUACCCAAAUCAAAUAAAGGCAAAUAAGACAAAGCAGAAACGAUGUUGAUUAAGAAAAAUGAAAAGAGAAAAAGAAACAAGCGAAAGCCAAAAGAAUGAAGAAAUUUUAGUAUAACGGUGGGAUAGAAGUCAUUCGCAAAUGUAUCUUUAUGGUUAUGUUUCCGGUGUGUAAUUACUUACUUAGAUUGGCGAUAUUUUUUGAAUUGUACAUACGGAGUGAUAGUGUGAGUGAAAAAAAAAUAUUGCAGCGAAAGUUAGAAUAUGAUUAGAAUGCUGAGAGGUAUGAGUGGUAUGAGCGAAGAAUUGACUUUUUUUUUUUUUCAUUACGUAAGUGGCGAACAUAUCGAUUGUAUACACAUUCGCACGAAUCGUCUGACUUUAUUUAAACUGUCGCGCAUAGAGUGACUGUCCUGAGUUUCAGUGUAGUAAUUUAUAUUCAGCCAUCCCACUGUUCUUCCUUUUCUUUUAUUAUUUUGUAACGACUGGCGAGCUGGAAAGUCGUGAUUUUCUUUUAGAAAUAUUUGCGCGCGAGCACGUGACGUUGUUGCUGAUUUUUUAAAACUUUGAUAACGAUAAGACGGAUUUCUUUUUGGUUUCUUUACUCACGCGUCUCGGUCAAGGUGCUAUGCUGAUUUUGAUCUUGUGAUUACGUGAUUGUCGAUCAAUCGGAGACAUGGGGACGCCAUUUUAAUGCCAGUUCAAAAUUCAACGCUCACAAAAUAUCUCUUGUUGGAAUUGUUUAUAUGAAAUUUACGAAAAAGAAAAUCGCAAGUUGCAGAAGCGCGAGAUAACGUCAAGCGUGGGAUAAUGCGUUAUUGAAGGUGUACAGAAAUUUUUAUUUAUAAAUUACAAACGAACGAACCUUACGUUAAAAUGGCCCCGAAGAUCCUUUCCCUUGUAAGCUAGACGAUAAGAUACAUUUGUAAUACAUUUUUUGAUUGGCGUGA